GUUAUCAUGUCGCAGACGCUUUUUUGAAUGAUGGAUCUUACAAGGUGAAAAUCCUUCGAAGAAAGCCGGAAAACGUAAACGCGAAUGCUAGUUCGUUAGCCGAAAGAGGCGCAGAAAUCGUAUAUGCGGAUUAUAGUCAAAAAGAUGAGCUUGUCAAAGCUCUUAAAGGAACCGAUGUUCUGAUCAGUACCGUAAGGACACAAGGUAAUAAUGAUACCUUUUACGAUGCUCAAUUACCACUAUUGACUUCCGCAAAAGAAGCCGGUGUAAAGAGAUUCAUCCCGUCUGAAUUUGGUAGCGAAUUUCCUGGACUUGAGUAUACGAUCAUAAACAACGGGGUAUUCUCUGAAUACCUUGACUUUAUAGGAUUUGACGCUAAGAACAAGAAAGUCACGUUCAUGACCUCACUUAAAAUCCCAGAUGCUCGUAACGCUUAUAUAAGAGUUGCUGCCGACACCUUGUCAUUCAAUGAGUUGCUUAAAAAGUUUGAAGAAACUUCUGGCUCCAAGUGGGAAGUUGUUGAAGAUAGGGAAAUACGAAAACGUUUCCUAGAAAAGAUCGACCCAGUUCCCUCGCCUCUUGAGGAAUUGCAAGCCUUUAUUUGCGAAAACACGCGAUUCGCAAAGACAGAUAACGAUAAAUUCAGAUUCACUCCUAUUUCUAUCGAUGAUGUUAUCAAAGCAUUAGUGAAGGGAUCCCAAAAAUUUUUUGAUUCGUAG
This is a messenger RNA of Funneliformis mosseae, 719 nucleotides long. The record is from the annotation of a GenBank genome assembly. NCBI's taxonomy places the organism in Eukaryota, Fungi, Glomeromycota, Glomeromycetes, Glomerales, Glomeraceae.